This is a messenger RNA of Procambarus clarkii (red swamp crayfish), 654 nucleotides long. The record is from RefSeq and is a predicted model, not a curated record. NCBI's taxonomy places the organism in Eukaryota, Metazoa, Arthropoda, Malacostraca, Decapoda, Cambaridae.
AUGGUGAUCACGCUGCCAUCCCCACCCAAGAUGGUGAUCUCGCUGCCAUCCUCACCCAAGAUGGUGGUCACGCUGCCAUCCCCACCCAAGAUGGUGGUCACGCUGCCAUCCCCACCCAAGAUGGUGGUCACGCUGCCAUCCCCACCCAAGAUGGUGGUCACGCUGCCAUCCCCACCCAAGAUGGUGAUCUCGCUGCCAUCCCCACCCAAGAUGGUGAUCACGCUGCCAUCCCCACCCAAGAUGGUGAUCACGCUGCCAUCCCCACCCAAGAUGGUGAUCUCGCUGCCAUCCCCACCCAAGAUGGUGAUCUCGCUGCCAUCCCCACCCAAGAUGGUGAUCACGCUGCCAUCCCCACCCAAGAUGGUGAUCACGCUGCCAUCCCCACCCAUGAUGGUGGUCACGCUGCCAUCCCCACCCAAGAUGGUGAUCACGCUGCCAUCCCCACCCAAGAUGGUGGUCACGCUGCCAUCCCCACCCAAGAUGGUGGUCACGCUGCCAUCCCCACCCAAGAUGGUGAUCACGCUGCCAUCACCACCCAAGAUGGUGAUCUCGCUGCCAUCCUCACCCAAGAUGGUGAUCUCGCUGCCAUCCCCCACAGCCCCAGGAAACACCACCAAUAUACCAUCCAUGUUUAAGCAAUGGCCGCCACUGUAG